Messenger RNA from Malurus melanocephalus (red-backed fairy wren), 7139 nucleotides. It is a transcript of the gene ATP2B1, whose product is annotated as ATPase plasma membrane Ca2+ transporting 1. The transcript is spliced from 22 exons. Lineage: Eukaryota; Metazoa; Chordata; Aves; Passeriformes; Maluridae. Gene Ontology annotation, biological process: calcium ion transmembrane transport; regulation of cytosolic calcium ion concentration. Gene Ontology annotation, molecular function: ATP hydrolysis activity; PDZ domain binding; ATP binding. The record is from RefSeq and is a predicted model, not a curated record. Bases 381 to 4157 code for a protein of 1258 amino acids. Gene Ontology annotation, cellular component: intracellular membrane-bounded organelle; membrane.
CCCGCCCUGCCCGGUGGCGCCCGGCUCCGGUAGCGGUUGCUCUGCGGCGCAGGGGCUCGGCGGCGCGCUCGGCGCUGUCCUGUGCUUGAGGGGGAAAGGAGGCGGGAGGGCCCCGGGAAGCGGCGGCGGCGGUGGGAGCACCCGCGAGGAGGGCGAAUCGCCGAUUCCUGCCGAUUGUACAUGCCCUUUGGCUUUGGGGAACAGAACGCGCCAUGGGACAACCUCAAAGAUAUCUCUCCAGAUGGAGUCUCUUGCUUGGGUGAUGUGUCUGCUCUCCUGACUGUCUUCAUACCCAAAGGAUUUAUUUUCCUUUUGGAAAUAUUUUAAGUUGAAAUCUUGUUCCUUACUGGAAACUGUCUACACUAAAGACUGCAUGCAUCAUGGGUGACAUGGCAAACAACUCGGUUGCAUAUAGUGGCGUGAAAAAUGCUGUCAAAGAAGCUAAUCAUGGAGAUUUUGGAGUUACUCUUGCAGAGCUCCGUUCUCUUAUGGAACUUCGAGCGUCAGAUGCACUGCAUAAAAUACAGGAAUGCUAUGGUGAUGUACAUGGCAUCUGUGCAAAGUUGAAAACUUCACCAAAUGAAGGUUUAAGUGGAAAUCCAGCAGAUAUAGAAAGGAGAGAAGCAGUUUUUGGGAAGAACUUUAUACCUCCUAAAAAGCCAAAAACAUUUCUUCAGUUAGUAUGGGAAGCACUACAGGACGUUACACUAAUUAUAUUAGAAAUUGCAGCCGUAGUAUCCUUGGGCCUUUCUUUUUACCAGCCUCCAGGAGGAAAUGAAUCAUUAUGUGGAUCAGUAAAUGUUGGUGAAGAAGAGGAGGAAUCUGAAGCAGGUUGGAUUGAAGGAGCAGCAAUCCUCCUAUCUGUAGUUUGUGUGGUAUUAGUAACAGCUUUCAAUGACUGGAGUAAAGAGAAACAAUUUCGGGGAUUGCAGAGCCGUAUUGAACAAGAACAGAAAUUCACAGUCAUCAGAGGUGGCCAAGUCAUCCAAAUACCAGUAGCUGACAUAAUUGUUGGAGAUAUUGCACAAGUGAAAUAUGGUGACCUUUUACCAGCUGAUGGUGUACUCAUUCAAGGAAACGACCUCAAAAUUGAUGAAAGCUCACUGACUGGAGAAUCUGACCAUGUUAAGAAAUCUCUGGACAGAGAUCCUAUGCUGCUGUCAGGUACACAUGUGAUGGAAGGCUCUGGAAGAAUGGUGGUUACUGCCGUAGGUGUGAACUCCCAGACUGGAAUCAUCUUUACCUUACUUGGGGCUGGAGGAGAUGAUGAGGAGAAGGAGAAGGAGAAAGAGAAGAAGGAAAAGAAAAGUAAAAAGCAAGAUGGAGCUGUUGAAAACCGUAACAAAGCUAAAGCUCAGGAUGGUGCAGCCAUGGAAAUGCAGCCACUGAAGAGUGAGGAUGGUGGUGAUGGAGAUGAGAAAGACAAGAAGAAAGCAAACUUGCCAAAGAAAGAGAAGUCAGUUCUCCAAGGCAAACUCACAAAGCUCGCAGUUCAGAUUGGCAAAGCAGGUUUGUUGAUGUCUGCAAUCACAGUCAUUAUCCUUGUGCUGUAUUUUGUAAUUGAUACCUUCUGGGUUCAGAAGAGACCUUGGCUUGCUGAAUGUACGCCAAUUUAUAUCCAGUAUUUUGUGAAGUUCUUCAUUAUUGGAGUUACAGUCUUGGUGGUGGCAGUACCAGAAGGUCUUCCACUUGCAGUCACUAUAUCUCUGGCUUACUCUGUUAAGAAAAUGAUGAGAGAUAACAACUUGGUGAGACAUCUGGAUGCAUGUGAAACUAUGGGCAAUGCAACAGCCAUUUGCUCAGAUAAAACAGGAACACUGACUAUGAACAGAAUGACCGUGGUCCAAGCCUACAUCAAUGAAAAACAUUACAAAAAAAUUCCAGAACCAGAAGCAAUUCCAGAGAAAACAAUGGCUUAUCUUGUGACAGGAAUUUCUGUUAAUUGUGCUUAUACUUCCAAAAUACUGCCUCCUGAAAAAGAAGGUGGCCUACCACGUCAUGUUGGAAAUAAGACUGAAUGUGCCUUGCUGGGAUUGCUCUUGGACUUAAAACGUGAUUAUCAGGAUGUAAGAAAUGAGAUACCAGAAGAGGAUUUGUACAAAGUCUACACUUUCAACUCUGUUAGAAAAUCGAUGAGUACUGUGUUAAAAAACUCUGAUGGCAGUUUCCGGAUAUUCAGUAAAGGUGCCUCUGAGAUAGUUCUUAAAAAGUGCUUCAAAAUACUGAGUGCUAAUGGAGAACCAAAGGUAUUUAGACCUAGGGACCGUGAUGAUAUUGUGAAAACUGUAAUUGAGCCAAUGGCUUCUGAAGGUCUCAGAACCAUCUGCCUGGCAUUCAGAGACUUCCCAGCAGGGGAGCCUGAGCCAGAGUGGGACAACGAAAAUGAUAUCGUUACUGGUCUGACCUGCAUUGCUGUUGUUGGGAUUGAAGACCCUGUGAGACCUGAGGUACCUGAUGCAAUAAGAAAAUGUCAACGUGCAGGCAUAACUGUACGUAUGGUCACCGGUGAUAACAUUAACACUGCUCGUGCUAUUGCAUUAAAAUGUGGUAUUUUGAAUCCUGGUGAAGACUUCCUGUGUUUAGAGGGCAAGGACUUUAACAGGAGAAUACGCAAUGAAAAAGGAGAGAUAGAGCAAGAGCGAAUAGAUAAAAUUUGGCCAAAGCUCCGUGUUCUUGCAAGAUCUUCUCCCACUGACAAACACACUCUAGUAAAAGGCAUAAUUGACAGCACUGUCUUUGACCAGAGGCAAGUUGUAGCAGUAACUGGUGAUGGUACCAAUGAUGGUCCAGCUUUGAAGAAGGCAGAUGUUGGAUUUGCUAUGGGUAUUGCUGGAACAGAUGUAGCUAAAGAAGCUUCUGACAUUAUCCUUACAGACGACAACUUCACAAGUAUUGUUAAAGCAGUUAUGUGGGGACGAAACGUCUACGACAGUAUCUCCAAGUUUCUUCAGUUUCAGCUUACUGUCAAUGUAGUAGCAGUAAUUGUUGCUUUUACAGGAGCAUGUAUAACACAGGAUUCUCCACUUAAAGCUGUGCAGAUGCUCUGGGUAAAUCUCAUAAUGGACACAUUAGCUUCUCUUGCCCUGGCAACAGAACCACCCACUGAAGCUCUUCUGUUGCGAAAGCCUUAUGGUAGAAACAAACCAUUGAUUUCUCGUACAAUGAUGAAGAAUAUUCUGGGUCAUGCAUUCUACCAGCUGGUAGUUGUCUUCACGCUCCUGUUUGCUGGUGAGAAAAUUUUUGAUAUCGAUAGUGGAAGAAAUGCACCUCUGCAUGCUCCUCCUUCAGAGCAUUAUACUAUAGUAUUUAAUACAUUUGUGAUGAUGCAGCUUUUUAAUGAAAUUAAUGCCCGAAAAAUUCAUGGUGAAAGAAACGUUUUUGAAGGAAUCUUUAACAACGCUAUCUUCUGUUCUAUUGUGCUGGGGACAUUUGUUGUGCAGAUAAUUAUUGUKCAGUUUGGUGGGAAACCUUUCAGUUGCUCAGAACUCUCAAUUGAACAGUGGCUAUGGUCCAUUUUCCUGGGCAUGGGCACACUACUUUGGGGCCAGUUGAUUUCAACAAUUCCAACCAGCCGCCUGAAAUUCCUUAAAGAAGCUGGUCAUGGAACACAAAAGGAAGAGAUUCCUGAAGAAGAACUAGCAGAAGAUGUAGAGGAGAUUGAUCAUGCUGAGAGGGAAUUGCGUCGUGGUCAGAUCUUGUGGUUUAGGGGCCUAAACAGGAUACAAACUCAGAUGGAUGUAGUGAAUGCUUUCCAGAGUGGAAGUACCAUUCAGGGGGCUCUAAGGCGGCAACCCUCCAUCGCCAGCCAGCACCAUGAUGUAACAAAUAUUUCUACCCCUACACAUAUCCGAGUGGUGAAUGCAUUUCGUAGCUCCUUGUACGAGGGGCUAGAGAAACCUGAGACACGAAGUUCAAUUCACAAUUUUAUGACGCAUCCUGAGUUUAGAAUAGAAGACUCCGAGCCUCAUAUUCCCCUUAUUGAUGAUACUGAUGCUGAAGAUGACGCUCCAACAAAACGCAACUCUAGUCCCCCUCCCUCUCCCAAUAGAAAUAACAAUGCGGUUGACAGUGGAAUUCACCUUACAACAGACAAGAACAAGUCUGCUACCUCUUCAUCCCCAGGGAGCCCACUACAUAGUUUGGAAACAUCACUCUGAUUGUAAGCUGAAUGUUAACACACUAGCUGCAUUGUAAAGAAAUUGAAACUGGGUCUCUUCACACAUUAUGAUGGACAAGAUGAUAUUCUUGUCUUGGACUUCAACAGAAGACACACUUGUACGAAUGUAGAUUUAUUUUUUUAAAAAAAAGCUUUCUGCCAGACUGGAGGGUGCUUUUCUGGGGGUGGGAGUAAUAAUGAACUCUGACAGAUAAACAGUAACUCAGCAUAAGUGACCUGUGGAUCAUCUGUUGUAAUAAGAAUGGUCCUGAACAGUGUGUUAGCAGAGCUUUAGUUUAUCAUGAUCCUUUUCUGAGGGGAAAGCUGGGAAGGGCAAGGAGGCCCUGGAUCAGUGAAUUGAUACUUUAAUUUCUGCUGUUGGCUGUUAAUAAUUUGGAUUAUUUAUGUUUAUAAAUGAUACAGAUCUGUUUACAAGGUUUGUAGAUACUUUUUUGUUCCUGUUCAUAGAUGGGAAGCUUCCUUAUAAAUGAUGCAGAGAAGACAAAAAAACAAAACAAAAAAAACCAAAAAAACUAGUCCUUCAAAUACUGCUGUAUUUUCAGGAAAAGGGUGUUUCUAUUGAAACUGUACUAAAUUUUGCCUGCAAUUUACCUUGUUAAAUAUUGUAGAUAAAUUGCUACUACUAAUAGCCAAAUAGAUAACACUAAUGCUUUGUAAAAACAUGAGCAGUGGUGUUCUAAUGAAGUUAUGGCCUCUGUCCUAAUUAGUUUCUUAAAUACAUUUACUACUUAAUGGUUUUGAAACAACUGUUUAAUUUUUAAAAAUUUUGAGAAACUUAAUGAAUAACUUUUGUUCAGAACUUAGUAGGAUUGUUUAAUGCAGGACAUCAAUACGUGAUGGAACUUGCUUGAAAUAUUUCUGUUUUCUCGGGCAAAGUGGAUUAAAUCAAAAUACAUCAGAAUCCUAGUCCUUUGUUUUUGUCAAAUCAUGUUAGUUUAGUGCUGUCUUGGUGAACUGUGAGUGGAACUGUGAUUUUUUUCUAAUCUAUAGAAUCCUUCAUGCAGCAUGAGGGCUGUUGGCAUUUUGAAAGGUUGUUAGUGGGUAGCAUACAUGUUCUCCUUUUUGUUUUUGAAACUUGUUUGUAAACAUGAAUAAAUCUGCCCUUUUGUUAAAAUAAAAUUGCAGCAAUGGUUUCUUACAGAUUUUUUUUCUCAGCUCCUCUACUGGAAAUAUGGAAAAGUACUCUUUUGUUACUGGUUAACUUUAAACUGCAACUUCAAGAUGGUAACAGCCCCACUCCAAAUAGCUCUUUGGGUAAAUGGAAUCAUGGUGGCUGCCUCCGGAAUGAAUGUAAGUUAAGAUACUCAGAAGUCUUCACUGAGCCAAAAGGAGACUCCUGGGCAAUUAAUAGGUCUGCCUGAAAUUCUGAGACUUACUGUGAGUACUGUGUAAUAAAUGUAUCCCUGACAGUUAAGUGAGGGAGACUGAGAACUGGCAUAAAGCACAGGUAAAGACCAGCUAAAGAUUGACUGAAGAAGUUACGGUCUGCCUCAGCUUUAUUGCUCAAACAGCAAAGGAUGAUGGAACAGUACUUGAUCUGGUACUUCCUCAUGUUUUAUACGUCCAAUACUAGUUAGAAGAACAACAGAAGACAUGAGUUGUAAGCUUUUUCUUUUUUCAGCUCUGUAUUCUUUGAAAUAGCAAGUUAAUUCUUUUGUCAAAUGUAGAAUUAUGGACAUUUUUAGAAGUGGUCUCUUCAAAGGACUGCAAGAAUUAAGUUGGUAAUGAGGAAGGAGAUAAUACUGAGCAAACUGCAGAAAUGAGCAGGUUGGAAAGCUCAAGCACAUCUUUCCCUUGUGGUGGGGUACAUGCAUGCUUGGCUUUGUCCUUUAGUGGCCAUUGUUCAACCUGUAGCACUGUAUCCCACUGUCAACUACUCCUGAAUACGAUCUUUUCUAUUGUACUUCAGUAAAUACACUGAUUUCUAGGCAAGGGGUUGAGGGUGGGGGGUUGCACUUGACACUUUGUAUAGUAAUUUCUCCCACAUGUUUCUAGCACUUUUCUUACAUCAUAGUUCUUAUCUAGAGUGCUUGGUAGGGGGAUGAGUUUUUAUGUAAGCUAUUUUCUCUUUACUACAAAGUUCAGAUAAGCUCUGGCUUAAAAUAAGAAGGGUUUUCUUUACCUGUGAAGUACACUGCCAUGUGAAAAAGUAUCUUCAUUUAACUUCAUUAAUGAGUAAUGAUUUGUCUUUGUUUCAAAACAGAAUUUAAUUUUCCCCUCUUCUCUAGAUGUGAUCAUGACUGCAUGUUAUCUUUUUUGGAAUAAAAUCUACACUUAAGCCUUUUGCGGGGGAUGGGAGGGUGAGUGUAGGCUUUGUACAUCGGUGGUCCCUCUUGAUUCUGUUAACAUCAGUGUGCUAUUCUUUCAGGAAACUUCUUUACAGAAAUAAGGAAAAGUUGUUUUAAGAGGGGGUAUGCUUUCUUUGUGAUCUCAAGAAAUCAUAACAUUGCCUAGAUUAUGAAAUGGUUUUCACUAAGCUCAUGAGGCCUUCAUUGCCUUUCUGGUUGUAAGGUUUACUUGUCUUGUAACUGAAAUAAAUAAAAGUGCUGUUCAUCUCAGUCUGUAUGGGGACUGAAAUUUUUGAAUGUCAGUACAGUACUGAUUUAAACCUGAAAUGCAUGCCAAAUCUAUAAAACAGCUCUUGCUACAAUUUUAAGCUCAUUUGGUUUCAAGAGAUGAUAUUGCACAUGGUCAAGCAAUAGUAACUUUGAACAUAAACUCUGCUCUAGAGGGUCUGCUAUUUGGAGUGGCUUAAAGUGUGGUUUUCCGGGUGGGAUGUCUACUAUAGUUGUGUGUAUGACAAAUGUUAGGAGGCAUCAUCUUGUCUCUGAAGGAGGUGUGAAAAUGGUAAUACAAGAGGACUGAUUUUUUCUGUAUUGAUCUUAAAGAGAAAAAUGCUAUAGUCUGGAUAGAAAGAUGGAAAUAAAGGCCUUCAUGUUAAAUGAGUGGGUAAAAGUCGUCU